UGCUCGGGACAGAGCCGUGUGGCGCGCGGAGCAGACAGGCGGUAACACUCGGGACCUGAACAGUGGGAAGUUUUCGCCAAAAAGGAUUCUCUAAAACUCAAUCACCUUCAUGUCGACGCUGUUGGAUACACACCCGCCGAUGCUAUGGUUACCUUUAUUACGGUCUUACAGGUGAAUCUAGUGAUGUCGAUCCUGCUCUAUGUUAUGGUCCUCGUGUACCUCUAUGGCAUCCAGGCGACCACCAUGGACCACAACAGCCGCAGACAACAGGAGCAGCCUCAGCAGCCCAGCGCCGACCCCCUCAACUCCCUCAUCAUUCAACUUCUCCAGGCCGACCUCACCCGCGGCAAAUCCAAAACACACCAGGACCAACAGGACGGGAGCAGGAACCCCGAAAUCCAUGACAUCCAGGAUACUUUACCGCCUUUACCCCCUAAUCUUUCACUAGGGGGCGACAGCAUGGAUGAGCAAUGGGACACAGAGGAUGUAUUGAACCAAAACGUUAUGGUGGUGCAUUCGGAGCUACUUCGGCAACAUAAAAGAUACCAUUCACCUCGUGUUUUGUUAAGCGAUCGGCCACCGUUGCAGCCUCCUCCGUUGUAUAUUUCGGAUGAUUUUGCUAGCGGAACGUCCGAAGGCGGGAACAGAACCAGGAAGAAACGUUACGCAGAGCAUCGGAGCUAUAGAGGGGAGUACUCAGUUUGUGAUAGCCAGAGUCGAUGGGUCACAGAUCGGACGGAGGCGGUGGAUGAUAGGGGGUCACUGGUUACCGUCCUGGCAAAAAUACGAACCAACGCCAGGGAGGAUAUUAAACAGUACUUUUAUGAAACGCGUUGUCAAAGUCCGCGGCCGUCCAAAGGGGGAUGCAGAGGAAUUGACAGCAAAAACUGGAAUUCACAAUGCAAGACAACGCAGACUUUUGUUAGGGCUUUGACUCAAGUUCGAAACGCAGUGGGGUGGAGGUGGAUACGCAUUGACACUUCAUGCGUUUGUGCGUUAUCGAGAAAACGACGUCGGACGUAAAAAAGAGUUAUUUCUAACCAUUGAACUUCUUGUAGGAUUUAAACUCCUAUUGGGAAUAUGUGUCAAAUUAAGGAUACUACGGAUGCUAAGGCCACAUUCCACUGCCACAUGCUGGGACAAGCUCCAGAACUUGUGGGGGCAAAUGUAAAUAUAUAAGUUAAUUAAAUUAUAUUAAAAAUGCAUGUAGAUUAUACAUGUUUAUCUAUCUAUAUAUGAUGUAUGAAUAUAUUUGUGUUAUUUAUUGAAAAAAGAAAUGUCUAAAUGUCUAUAAAACAAGCUCUACUCAAACAGAGGUGCUUCACAGUGACUUGUGCCUUGACCAGUGGCUGAAAUUGCACUGGUUUCAAUUAUUAAGAAGCAGGGCAAAAACAUACAAAAUAUUACUAAGUGUCCAUUAUAGAGAAAAGGCCUGGGACAAUGGUGAAGAAGGUUGUAUGUUCUUUGGUCUAAACUACAGUGUCAUACCUCAGUGUCAUGUUGUUAGUUGAAAAGUAUUUUGGUGAGAGAGAAGGCCCUGUUUGCACAACAACAUGUUUUAAUAAUGAUUUGGAGUUCAUUCACACAAUAGUUAAAUGUAAGGUUUGAAGAUUUAGUUGUAAUGUUGUUGAUUCAUGCAAGGAAGAUACAAAUAUUUAAUAGUAUGCCAGAACAGAACUCAUUCAAGUUUAAUUUUCAUGGAAUAAAUUGAAUUGUCACCAGCUCUCUUAAUUCAGAUCAGAUUUGAUUCUUUGAUGAGGAAAAAUAAUUUACAUCUCUAUAAACAUCACCCAGAUGCUGGAUUUUUUACUUCAAUCAGUCCACUAAUAUUUAACAGCCUUCAACUUCUUA
Periophthalmus magnuspinnatus is the source of this 1851-nucleotide messenger RNA. It is a transcript of the gene ntf3, whose product is annotated as neurotrophin 3. Gene Ontology annotation, molecular function: nerve growth factor receptor binding; growth factor activity. The transcript has 2 exons. The coding region runs from base 145 to 1023 and encodes 292 amino acids. Gene Ontology annotation, biological process: neuron projection morphogenesis; negative regulation of neuron apoptotic process; cell surface receptor protein tyrosine kinase signaling pathway. NCBI's taxonomy places the organism in Eukaryota, Metazoa, Chordata, Actinopteri, Gobiiformes, Gobiidae. The record is from RefSeq and is a predicted model, not a curated record.